AUGGAAGAUGACGUAAAGUGCGUAUGCCAUCCGACGAGCUGCCUUAUACUAUUACCCACCAACGAUGCGCUGAAAAACACAGAAUCAAGUUGUCCGAUGAAGACAAAUGGAAUAACCCGUCUGGUGAUCGUGUUCUUCAACGAUAAUAAGCUAACAGCUGAAACUUUCGAUUCCUUCCCGAAACUGACCGCUCUGGAUAUCAACCAAGGAAAGUUGAGCAACAUUGAACCGGGAGCGUUCGAGAAAACACCUAAUCUAACGAAUCUCAACAUCCGCUAUAACAACAUAAGCACACUGGAGGACAAUACCUUCCGCGGGCUGAACGCGCUGGAGAUCCUGUGCAUCGUCUCCGGCAAACUCACUACCAUCAGCCCGAAGGCAUUUAAUGGUCUGAAGAACCUUUCCCAUCUCACAUUGACGGCCAACCAACUCACACAACUACCGGACAAUCUGUUCGCAUCCUCUCCAUCGCUUACAAUGAUUAACUUGGCACACAACCUGCUAAGCACCGUUCUACCAGCUGGCAUUUUCAACAAUAUCAUUGAACUGGCCCAACUCGACCUGUCUCACAACCAGUUGACUGCGUUCAAAUUUCCUUCUCUAAAGGCGUCACACGUGUUGCUGCACAACAACUCGCUGACUACCCUGUAUUUGAACGAUCAUUUCACUCUGGUGGAGGCCGACCAUAACCGUAUUAGCAAACUUUCCGGAACGGGUGCGAAGCUGUACACUCUGCAGCUAACUGGAAAUAAUCUCACUGACGCUAGUCCCAUCUCGCGAAUGAUCAACCUGACCAAGCUCACCCUAAGCAACAACCCACUACAGCCCAACAGUGUGUUCAACAGCCUGCGAAGAUUGGAAGAGCUACUCCUAAGCCACACCAACAUUACGAUCACCAAUGAAACGUUCGCCAACAUGGCCGAGCUGAAGUUGCUGGAUCUUUCGUACAACAACCUCAAAGAGCUCGAUUUCAGCAUGUUCUCAGACCUCAUUGAGCUACAAACGCUAAUCGUGGCGUUCAAUAACAUAGACAAGAUCAACUUCCUCGAACAGCGCGAGUAUCUGCCGAAUCUACAAGUUCUGGAGAUUUGUGGAAACGGUUGGAACGCUACCUACCUGAGUCAUGUGCUAGAGUACUUGAAAAUAUACAAGCUUAAGGCCGAUAUGUACGGACACUUAAAGGACACAUUCAUGGAACUGUGCGCCAACGGGGAGCAAGCUCCUAAGAAGGCACAGGAGGACGACUCCGACUCCUCGAUGGAGGGCCUUCCUUCGAUACCUUUGGAGCAACAGUUCGCUGAAUUUUAUCCUUCAUCUACCACAACUACUACGGCCAAGCCUAUUCCUUCUUCUACCGUUAGCACAACCACGCCCAAGAGGACCACGUCUAAGAUGACGACGACUUCUACGACCGGUCUACCGAAGCCAUCGGCCGAGCCUUCCGUUCGACUUGCAACAGACACCAUGGUCCCAGUAGUGGCCCCGUUGUCCGCAGCCAACGAGCAGUCCGCAGAAGUCGGAUCUUCUUCCUUCUAUGUGACGUUCCAAGUGACAGGGUACAUGUUUGCAGUGUUUGGAGUCGUUGCUCUUGGCGUAGUGGCAUACUAUAUGCACCAGCGACGUUUGGACGUUCGUCGGAUUUCUUUAAUGGAUGGAGUUGAUUCUGUUCGCCUGAUCUAG
This is a messenger RNA of Anopheles coustani, 1680 nucleotides long. Its product is annotated as leucine-rich repeat-containing G-protein coupled receptor 4-like. Bases 1 to 1680 code for a protein of 559 amino acids. NCBI's taxonomy places the organism in Eukaryota, Metazoa, Arthropoda, Insecta, Diptera, Culicidae. The transcript has a single exon. The record is from RefSeq and is a predicted model, not a curated record. Gene Ontology annotation, molecular function: protein binding.